AUGAUCGCCUCUUCGCUCCUGGCUCGAUCGCGCGUUACCGCUGGUCGGUCCAUCCGAAGCUCGCCCGUCGCUUCGAGUUCGCGUCUCACUCAGGUCUCGUCGAACGCUGCUCGCCUUCACACCGCUGCUGCUGUCGUGCCUGCUGCUGUCCUGCCCAAGCAGCACCGCCGCAGCCUCGCCACGCUCAGCUCGACCGAAAAUGCUCCUGAGCUCGGCGCACGCCACGUCGCCAAAUCCAUCUUUGCUCCUCUCGACACCUUCGAGGCUCGCCACGUCGGACCUCGUGAUCAAGACUCCGCCAAGAUGCUCGAGGUACUCGGAUACUCGGAAAUGGAGCAGCUCGUUGCAGACACGGUCUCGCCCAGCGUUCGUCUCGCUCACGAUGCCUCGUCCUACGACAAGAUCAAGCCUCUCUCCGAGAGCGAGCUCGCUCAGCGUGCAGAGACCAUCGCAAAGAUGAACCGUCCUUACAAGAGCUUGAUCGGUAUGGGCUACCAGAACACCCUCGUGCCCCCCGUCAUCCUCCGCAACGUCCUCGAAAACCCGGCUUGGUACACCAGCUACACCCCGUACCAGCCCGAGAUUUCUCAAGGUCGUCUCGAGUCGCUCAUCAACUUCCAGACCAUGGUCAAGUCGCUGACCGGUCUCGACCUCGCCAACGCUUCGCUUCUCGACGAAGGUACCGCCGCCGCCGAGGCCAUGAUCCUCGCAUACGGCCAGAGCAAGAGCAAGAGAAAGACCUUCCUCGUUGACCGCGGUGUGCUGCCCCAGACGCUUGCCGUGCUUCGUCAGCGUGCCAAGGGGUUCGGCAUCAAGGUUGUUGCCACCGACCUCCGAACUCCAGAGGGCCACCGUCUACCCCCUGCCGAUCAGAUUCCUCGCGAAGACAUUAUCGGCGCGCUCGUUCAGUACCCCGACGUCGACGGUCGUAUCACCGAUUGGGAGGCGCUCGCAAAGGAGAUCAAGGGCUUUGGCGGUAUGGUCAUUGCGGCCACCGACCUGCUCGCGCUCACCAUGAUCAAGCCUCCCGGUGAGUGGGGUGCCGACAUCGCCCUCGGCAAUGCUGCCCGCUUCGGUGUGCCUCCCGGCUUCGGUGGUCCUCACGCCGCCUUCUUUGCCGUUCGCGACUCGAUCAAGCGCAAGAUCCCCGGCCGUCUCGUGGGUCUCAGCAAGGAUGCUCGUGGAGAGCCCGCCUACCGACUCGCCCUCCAGACGCGAGAGCAGCACAUUCGACGUGAAAAGGCUACCUCCAACAUCUGCACCGCCCAGGCGCUUCUCGCCAACAUGUCGGCCAUGUACGCCGUCUACCACGGUCCCGAUGGCCUGCGCAGGAUCGCUGCCAAGGUGCAUGCGCUCACCCGCUUGCUCAAGCACGAGCUCACCGAGCUCGGAGUCCGCGUCAUCAACCGCGACGGUGCCUUCUUUGACACGCUUACCAUCGACCUCAGCAAGGCUGGUAUCGGAGCGGUGCGCAUCCACGAGGAGGCCAAGAAGGCGCAGAUCAACCUGCGCAGGAUCAGCGACUCGCGUGUCGGUAUCACGCUCGAUGAGACCGUCAGCAUCGAGGAGCUCACCGACCUGCUCAACGUGUUUGCUUACGCGCUCAAGCCUGCCAAGUCCGGCGAGGUUCCGUACAAGCCUGAGGACUUGAUUCAGAUUGCCUCCCGCAUCGGCCUCGAUGCUUCCUCGACCGAGACGCUCACCGUUUCUUCGCCGGUCAAGGUGCAGCCGAGCAACGCUACCGCCGAGUCGUCCAGCUUGCCUGCUGUGUCCGACUUUGCGCGUACUUCCAAGUUCCUCCAGCAGCCUGUGUUUUCGGCGCACCGUAGCGAGACGCAGAUGUUGCGUUACAUCCACUCGCUCCAGGCCAAGGAUCUGUCGCUUGUUCAUGCCAUGAUUCCCCUCGGUUCGUGCACCAUGAAGCUCAACUCGACCUCGAGCAUGAUGCUCAUCUCCAAGCCCGAGUUUUCGCAGCUGCAUCCGUUUGCGCCCGAAGACCAGGCGCAGGGAUACGACGUGCUCAUUCGCGAGCUCGAGCGCGAUCUUUGCUUGAUCACAGGAUUCCCUGCUGUUUCGCUCCAGCCCAAUUCGGGAGCGCAGGGCGAGUUUGCCGGUCUCUCGGUCAUUCGUGCUUACCACGAAUCGAAGGGCGAGGGCAAGCGUGAUGUCUGCUUGAUCCCGACGUCGGCGCACGGUACCAACCCGGCCUCGGCCAUCAUGGCUGGUAUGCGUGUUGUGCCCGUCAAGACCAAGGCGGACGGCUCGAUUGAUUUGGAAGACCUGAGGGCCAAGGCUGAGCUGCACAAGAACGAGCUUGCUGCGACUAUGAUUACCGAGCCUGCUACGACGGGUUGCUACUUCAAGGACAUUCAGGAGGCGUUCCAGAUCGUGCACGACAAUGGUGGUCAGGUGUACUUGGAUGGUGCCAAUUUGCAGGCGCAGGUGGCGUUGACCAACCCGGCGAUCAUGGGUGCUGAUGUGACCCACUUGAACCUGCACAAGACGUUCUCGAUCCCGCAUGGUGGAGGAGGUCCCGGUGUGGGUCCCAUUUGUGUCGCUGAGCACCUGGCGCCGUUCUUGCCUGGCCACCCUCUGGCUUCUACGGGCGGCGAGAUGGCGAUCGACCCCAUCUCGGCGGCUCCUUGGGGUUCGGCGUCGAUCCUUACGAUCGCUUGGGCGUACAUCAAGAUGCUCGGCUGGGGUGGUCUGAAGAAGUCGACUGAGACGUCGCUGCUUGCGGCCAACUAUGUGGCGCACCGCUUGAAGGACCACUACAAGCUCAAGUACACGGGUGAUCGCGGUCGUGUUGCGCACGAGCUGCUGAUCGACGUUGCUGAGUUUGAGGAUGUUGGGCUCAAGGUCAUGGAUUUCGCCAAGAGGUUGAUCGACUACGGCUUCCAUCCGCCUACGUGCUCGUGGCCGAUCUCGACGGGUCUGUUGAUCGAGAUCACCGAGUCCGAGUCGCUGCAGGAGAUUGACAGGUUGAUCGAGGCGUUUAUCUCGAUCCGUCAGGAAGUCGAGGAGAUUCGUCAGGGUCAGCAGCCCAAGGACAACAACCUGCUCAAGAACGCCCCACACACGAUUCAGACCAUCACCGAGGAGCAGUGGGAUCGUCCGUACUCGAGGGAGCGUGCCGUGUACCCGGUCCAGGAGCUGCGCAAGACCAAGUUCUGGCCUCCCGUUGCCAGGAUUGAUGAUGCGUUCGGCGAUCGAGUGCUCGUCUGCGAGUGCGGCGGUGUCGAAGAUUAUGUUUAG
Molecule: messenger RNA, 3255 nt
Organism: Sporisorium graminicola
Lineage: Eukaryota; Fungi; Basidiomycota; Ustilaginomycetes; Ustilaginales; Ustilaginaceae
Exons: 1
Coding region: 1-3255 (1084 amino acids)
Biological process (GO): glycine decarboxylation via glycine cleavage system
Cellular component (GO): glycine cleavage complex; mitochondrion
Molecular function (GO): glycine binding; glycine dehydrogenase (decarboxylating) activity; pyridoxal phosphate binding
Source: RefSeq, a predicted model, not a curated record